AUGCAGCAUGAAAUCCGCUUCUGUAUUCCAACUUUAAUUAUAUUUGUAGUUGCUUUAGUUCAUAUUUCUAAUAGUAAAGUAAUCCAUGGGGUAAUUCCUGUUGACGAUUCUAAAUUUCCCUAUCCGAAAGAUUUGACCUUUUUCUGCGGCAAGCUGGGAUCGAUGAUGACAAUCCAAUUAAAUUUUACUCGCAAAGUAGUUUGUAGCCAAUGCAAAAUUUAUUUACUUACUAUUGAUAAUUGGAAAAAGUUGCAAGCCGGCAUCCAUUAUAAUGAUAAAUCGGAACAAGAGAAAUCGUGUCAAAAUAUCUUGCGGACUGCUCAUCUUUAUGUGGAUAUUAUAGAGAAUUCCUUGUCUCAAUCUGUCAUUACCUCCGCUACUCUGAAUGACGAACAGUAUUCAUGUUGGUAUCUUGUCUAUGCAAAUCGUGCAACGUGCAAUAGCAUGUCCACGCCAGCGGAAUCAAUCACUCAUCAAAUAAAUUAUGUACUAACUCUUCAAAACGAAGCUAUUGAUAACAACACAAUAACUCAUUUCAGCGCUGAAGAAGAAGGUAUUCUCCUAUUUUAUCAACGUUUUACGUUCGUGCACUUUUUCGUAAUGUGUCUUAUGGCAAAUUCAGUCGUACAAGUUAUUAGCAAGGCUGGACCGAUGCAUCAGGCUAUGGUACAGCUAGCAUUUGCAGAAGUAUUUCUAUUUCUCAGCUUAAUCCUUGCUACCUUUCACCUUCUGCAAUACUCUUCAAAUGGCAUGGGUAUGCCAAUAAUGUUGUUCUUAUCCAAUUGUUUCGCUUUGGCAUCGCGUUUCUAUAUGUUUCGAAUGCUUUGUGGAACGUCGUUUGCGUUACUACGUGGAAAUACAUUCCUUAAACCAAGCCGUGAAAAUUGGGCUUUAACUAUUGCCAUAUCGUCGGUUUUUGCAGAGGAGAUAGUAAUCUGGUAUAAGUUGUUUUAUGAUGAACUUCAUCGCUCCCUGAUAUGCUAUUUUAGUCUUGGGACGCAGCCUUUAAUCUUAUUCAGACUUGUGGCUUUUGGUAUUAUCUGCUAUAAAUUGAGCGAAAUGAUAUCAGAAGCGCGUGGAGCUCUGAAAAGGGAAUUCUAUGUUAGAUUUUCUAUGUGUUGCAUAUUGUGGCUUCUUGCACCUGUUGUAUUCUCGUGCUUGGCAAGCUUCUUUUGCCGACAGUACUUUGGAAUAGCCCUGCUUGCUGAUGGAACGUUACUGUUGCAAUUUUGUGCUUCCUUUCUGAUGUAUCGAUUGAUUAUGUCAAGAAGCCUAUAUUGGGAAGUUUCAGCACUAUCAGCUAGUAUACUACCAACUAGGAUUGGUUCAAUCCACAGAUAG
Molecule: messenger RNA, 1341 nt
Organism: Trichoplax adhaerens
Lineage: Eukaryota; Metazoa; Placozoa; Uniplacotomia; Trichoplacea; Trichoplacidae
Exons: 10
Coding region: 1-1341 (446 amino acids)
Biological process (GO): response to pheromone; G protein-coupled receptor signaling pathway
Source: RefSeq, a predicted model, not a curated record